CUCGUCAAAUACAACGAGACAACGUUGAUUAUGCGCUCACUGUUUCGAAGCGGUAUCUACCUUGUUCUGCUCGCAGCGAUGACGUUCCCCGCACAUUCCAGAAGAGCGACCAGAGCGCUAGCUUUCCGCAAGGGCAGCACCUUUUUCUACCGGCUGAACUACAAGAUCAACUCGCUUCCUUACACGGUUAUCUUCGCGCAAGCGGCGGGCUUCAAGGUAGCAUGGGAAUUGCCGACCACCGGUGGGCUUCGAGUCGUCCGGUCUGCCUCUGACAUUCGCGAGCACGCUGAGCUCGUGUAUGAAAGUCACGGCUUCAACGGUCGCUCUUGUCUGCUGAAGAGCAUCUGUCAAGUGUCGCAGUACACGAAGGGGCAGAACGGUGUUGUAAGGAAGAUAUUGACGCUACUCGCGGGGUCGUAUAUUAAUAACAGCACUUGGCAUGAGGAUCCGUUGCUCUGCGAACGUCACGCCAGGGACUGCCCUUUGCAACUGAUCGGGCUGAAUAGUUUUACAGAAAGUGCCGUAUGA
This is a messenger RNA of Odontomachus brunneus, 528 nucleotides long. RefSeq lists its product as uncharacterized. The record is from RefSeq and is a predicted model, not a curated record. Bases 31 to 528 code for a protein of 165 amino acids. The transcript is spliced from 4 exons. Lineage: Eukaryota; Metazoa; Arthropoda; Insecta; Hymenoptera; Formicidae.